AUGCUCGAUACAACUCCAAUAAAUAUCAACAAAUGGCUUGAGGAAAAUAGUCAUCUACUAAAACCCCCAGUCAAUAACUAUUGCCUGCACCGUGGUGGUUUCACGAUAAUGAUCGUGGGUGGUCCAAAUGCCCGCACUGACUACCACAUCAACCCCACACCUGAAUGGUUCUUCCAAAAGAAGGGAUAUAUGACGUUGAGGAUAGUUGAUAAUUCUUUAGACGGAGAUGCUAAAUUUAAGGAUAUUAUAAUUAAUGAAGGUGAUUCGUUUCUUUUGCCUGCCAAUGUCCCACAUAAUCCAGUUAGAUAUGCCGACACUGUAGGGUUAGUGGUUGAACAGGAUCGUCCAGAAGGUCAUCAUGAUAAAUUGAGGUGGUACUGCUCAAACUGUAAGGACAUUGUGUGUCAGAUGGAAUUCCAGAUGGCUGAUCUAGGCACGCAGGUCAAAUCUGCUAUCGAUCUUUUUGAGAAAAGUAUAGAAAAAAGGACUUGUGAUAAGUGUGGUACUUUAAAUUACUCACGUCCUUCUUAG
Eremothecium cymbalariae DBVPG#7215 is the source of this 531-nucleotide messenger RNA. RefSeq names its product 3-hydroxyanthranilate 3,4-dioxygenase (gene BNA1). The record is from RefSeq and is a predicted model, not a curated record. Gene Ontology annotation, molecular function: 3-hydroxyanthranilate 3,4-dioxygenase activity; iron ion binding. Lineage: Eukaryota; Fungi; Ascomycota; Saccharomycetes; Saccharomycetales; Saccharomycetaceae. The transcript has a single exon. Gene Ontology annotation, biological process: quinolinate metabolic process; 'de novo' NAD+ biosynthetic process from L-tryptophan. Gene Ontology annotation, cellular component: cytoplasm. The coding region runs from base 1 to 531 and encodes 176 amino acids.